AUGGCGAGCAGCAGCAGCAACAUCAUCACCAAGACCAAAUUUAUAGCAGGCGGGAAAUACAAACUAGUGCGGAAGAUAGGGGCUGGCUCCUUUGGGGACAUUUAUCUGGCUAUUAAUAUCACCAAUGGGGAGGAAGUUGCGGUGAAAUUAGAAUCUCAGAAAGCCAAACACCCCCUGCUACUCUAUGAAAGUAAACUGUAUAAGAUUCUUCAAGGUGGCGUUGGUAUCCCCCACAUACGCUGGUAUGGCCAGGAAAAGGAAUAUAAUGUGCUAGUCAUGGAUCUUCUGGGACCCAACCUUGAAGAUCUUUUCAAUUUCUGUUCACGGCGAUUCACCAUGAAAACUGUACUUCUGUUAGCUGACCAAAUGAUUAGUAGAAUUGAGUAUUUGCAUACAAAAAAUUUUAUCCACAGAGACAUUAAGCCAGGCAACUUCCUCAUGGGUAUUGGGCGUCACCACCGAAAAUUAAACCAGUUGUUCCUUAUUGAUUUUGGUUUGGCCAAAAAGUACAGAGACAACAAGACAAGACAACACAUACCAUACAGAGAAGAUAAAAACCUCACGGGUACUGCCCAGUAUGCUAGCAUCAAUGCACAUCUUGGUAUUGAGCAGAGUCGCCGAGAUGAUAUGGAAUCAUUAGGAUAUGUCUUGAUGUAUUUUAAUAGAACCAGCCUCCCAUGGCAGGGACUAAAAGCUACAACAAAGAAACAGAAAUACGAGAAGAUCAGUGAAAAGAAGAUGUCCACUCCAGUUGAAGUUUUAUGUAAGGGGUUCCCUGUAGAAUUUGCCAUGUACUUAAACUAUUGUCGUGGUCUGCGCUUUGAGGAAGCUCCGGAUUACAUGUACCUGAGGCAGCUAUUUCGUAUCCUCUUCAGGACCCUGAAUCUGCAGUAUGACUACUCAUUUGAUUGGACAAUGAUGAAGCAGAAAGCAGCACAACCAGCAGCCUCUUCGAGUGGACAGGGGCAAAAGGCCCAAACUCCUAAUGGUUUCUAA
Messenger RNA from Dipodomys spectabilis (banner-tailed kangaroo rat), 996 nucleotides. Its product is annotated as casein kinase I-like. The transcript is spliced from 2 exons. Gene Ontology annotation, cellular component: cytoplasm; nucleus. Gene Ontology annotation, molecular function: protein serine/threonine kinase activity; ATP binding. Bases 1 to 996 code for a protein of 331 amino acids. Lineage: Eukaryota; Metazoa; Chordata; Mammalia; Rodentia; Heteromyidae. The record is from RefSeq and is a predicted model, not a curated record. Gene Ontology annotation, biological process: negative regulation of canonical Wnt signaling pathway; peptidyl-serine phosphorylation; signal transduction.